UUUUGCGUUCCAAUUCUCAGUCAGUUCAGUUAAGUUUAUGUUGAAAUUGAAGAAUAAAAUUACUAAAUCCGCUUAAUAAUUCGCAAAUAUUCAACAAAAGAUGGCGAAUAAAACAGUAACAGUGCUAACGAUCCAUGGCCGUAGGCAAAACGUGAAAGUGGAGCCAAAUAUAACAAUCCUAGACAUUCUCGAGCAAGUGUGUCAGAAAUUCAACUUUAAUUCGAUUGAAUAUGAUCUGAAACACCACAACAAAGUGAUGGAUCUCUCGGCUAUGUUCAGGUUCUCAGGCCUUCCCAACAACGCACUUCUGGAGAUGGUACCGGUUACCAAGGUGCGGACGGAGGCUGAUAUCAUAUUAGUUGUUCAGCUGGAAGACGGAACCCGCCUAGAUGGCACGUUCAAAUCAUCGACAAGUCUUUUGGAUGUGCUUAAGACGGUAUGCUAUGAAAAAGCUAACGCCGAAGCAAAUCCCGUUAUGAUCUAUAUGCGCAGAGAAGUUUUGUGGGAUUCGUUGGAUAAAACUACUUUAAAAAGCUUAGGGCUAACUGGUGGACGUGCCAUUAUAAGAUUACUUCAAAGAAAGCCGGAAGAGCUAAAGACACAAGCCAACGUGUCGGCCCCUUUGCCACACAAGGAAAAACCAGAGGAGUCAGAUGAUCCCGCUCCGGAGAAAAUAACCAGCACUCCACCGAAAGAUGCUGAAACAGAAACUCCAAUGCAAACUAACUCCGCGCCUGAAAAUGAACAGAACUCCCAAGUUUUGGCGAAAAAAGCUAAGGCAGGUGAAUCUAGUCCUGAGUCAGGACCAUCGAAGGCCAGUUCAAAAUUGCCAUCGGAAAUGCCUGCAAAAGCCGAGAUUCCCGAAAGCGGCAACGAGCCAAAGCCAGAACCAAUAAUCAACAUUCUUGGCGAGAGAGAUGCUGUGCUGUUCCAUCUAAAAACAGCCGAACGAGGUUCAUUUGAUCUACCAGACUCAUUCUUCGAUGUCACAGUAAAAGAUGUUCGCAAAAUGUAUGUCGAAUUGAGAAACAAAGUUAAAGAGUUGGAGGAAGCACCAUUGAUGACAUCCGAACUACGCAAACUGGAGGAUGAUAAGCGCGUUUUGAAUAGUUUGGCACGCUAUAAAAACACAAUCAUUCGAGUACAGUUUCCGGAUCGUCACAUAUUGCAGGGUAUCUUCAAAUUGCAUGAAACCGUUGCUGAUGUUUUAGGAUUUGUAGAUACAUACUUAGAAGACCGAACAACGCCUCUUCAUCUCUAUACCACACCACCAAAGACAAUUCUAUCUCCUGAAAGUUCACUAGUGGAAGCAAAAUGCGCACCACAGGCCAUACUACAUCUUGGCUUCGAAGGCGAUUCGAAAAUGGAUAAAAUUCUCAAAUUGAACCUAUAUGAGCGCCUCUCGAACGCAACAGGUGCAACCGAACUCGCUGCUCGUUCCAGGAAGUAUCUCAACGAAACUACAACUGCCUCAUCUUCAUCAACAACUUGCAUGGACACGGAUUCGGAUGCUUGCCUACCGGUGGAUGUGAACGAUGCAAACGUAGCCAGCAGCAGUGCAAAUCGGAUGCCAAAUGCAAACUUUAGGCCCUCCUCGGUACAGUCUACUGCUAGCGAUGUGAAGAUGCCAAAAUGGUUUAAACCGGUGGCAAAAUAAAAAUAUGUUGUUGCCUUCUUCGAUACGAUCAUGUCUCAAAAU
Molecule: messenger RNA, 1699 nt
Organism: Ochlerotatus camptorhynchus
Lineage: Eukaryota; Metazoa; Arthropoda; Insecta; Diptera; Culicidae
Product: tether containing UBX domain for GLUT4
Exons: 3
Coding region: 101-1657 (518 amino acids)
Biological process (GO): glucose homeostasis; intracellular protein transport
Cellular component (GO): vesicle membrane; cytoplasm; nucleus
Molecular function (GO): protein binding
Source: RefSeq, a predicted model, not a curated record